Messenger RNA from Helianthus annuus (common sunflower), 2030 nucleotides. Its product is annotated as laccase-12. Bases 72 to 1793 code for a protein of 573 amino acids. Lineage: Eukaryota; Viridiplantae; Streptophyta; Magnoliopsida; Asterales; Asteraceae. Gene Ontology annotation, cellular component: apoplast. The record is from RefSeq and is a predicted model, not a curated record. Gene Ontology annotation, molecular function: copper ion binding; hydroquinone:oxygen oxidoreductase activity. Gene Ontology annotation, biological process: lignin catabolic process. The transcript is spliced from 6 exons.
CAAUUCCACAAGUCAUCUACACUACACAUACACACCAUCACUAGAGCAUAACACAACAACGAAAACACACGAUGGGGUGUCGCAACGGUUCAUCCGCAUUGUCGCUUUUGAGCUUGUUACUAUUGUUUGCGAGUGCCGUUUCUUUGGCAAAUGCGAAAACUCACUACCAUGAUUUUGUUAUUCAAGAAACGAAAGUGACAAAGCUGUGCAAGACCCAGACCGUUAUGACGGUGAAUGGGCAGUUACCCGGCCCGACUUUGGAAGUGAACAAUGGUGAUAGCCUAGUGAUAAAUGUUGUCAACAGGGCUAAAGAGAAUGUUACCAUUCACUGGCAUGGUGUAAGACAAAUUACAACAGCAUGGGCUGAUGGACCUGAGUUCAUCACUCAAUGCCCAAUUAGACCAGGAGGCAGCUACACCUACAGGUUCAAAAUUUCAGGACAAGAAGGAACACUAUGGUGGCAUGCACAUAGCUCAUGGGUUAGAGCCACUGUUUACGGUGCUCUCGUUAUCCGUCCAAAAGAAGGAGAUUCGUAUCCGUUUCCUAAACCCAAACGUGAUUCAGUCGUUUUGCUCGGGGAAUGGUGGAAUGCUAAUCCACUGGAUGUGAUAAGGGAAGCCAUGAGAACUGGAGGAGCACCAAAUAUUUCUGAUGCAUAUACCAUUAAUGGUCAACCUGGUAAUCUCUAUAACUGCUCUAGCAAAGAGACUGUUAUAGUUCCGAUAGAUUCAGGCGAGACAAAUCUCAUUCGGGUGAUCAACUCGGGUUUAAACCAACAACUUUUCUUCACUAUUGCUAACCACAAACUCACAGUCGUCGGCGCUGAUGCAUCCUAUGUCAAACCCUUCACCACCAACGUCCUCAUGCUUGGACCGGGUCAAACAACCGAUGUACUCAUCAAAGCUGACCAACCACCAGCCCGAUACUACAUUGCGGCCCGUGCUUACGCCAGUGCACAAGGAGCACCGUUUGACAACACCACCACAACCGCCAUUUUGGAGUACAAAUCCGCCCCGUGCCCAGCAAAGGGUAUCUCUUCAAAGCCGGUUAUGCCUACUCUCCCGGCAUACAACGACACUGCCACUGCCACCGCCUUCACCACCAGCUUCAGAAGCCCGAAAAAGGUUGAGGUUCCAACCAACAUUGAUGAGAAUCUUUUCAUCACCGCGGGCCUUGGAAUAAACCCAUGCCCGCGAGGAGCUCCAGCUAGUUCAUGUCAAGCUCCAAACCGGACCCGAUUCACCGCCAGCAUGAACAACAUGUCUUUCGUACUCCCAUCAAACUUCUCCGUCCUACAAGCACACCACCACGGCGUUCCCGGUGUUUUCACCACUGAUUUUCCAGCAAAGCCUCCAGUGGCAUUUGAUUACACUGGUAAUGUAAGCCGGUCUCUUUGGCAACCGACCCGUGGCACUAAGGUUUACAAAUUAAAAUACGGAGCAAAGGUGCAGAUUGUGUUGCAAGGCACAAGUAUCUUCACAGCCGAAAAUCACCCCAUCCAUCUUCAUGGAUAUGAUUUCUACAUCCUUGCGGAAGGAUUUGGCAACUUUAACCCCGCAACCGACACCUCUAAAUUCAACCUGGUGGAUCCACCAUUGAGAAAUACUGCCAGUUUACCUGUUAAUGGAUGGGCAGUCAUUCGGUUUGUCGCUGAUAAUCCAGGUGCCUGGAUUAUGCACUGUCACUUGGAUGUUCAUAUCGGGUGGGGUUUGGCGACGGUGUUUUUAGUAGACAAUGGAAUCGGAGAAAUGGAGACAUUGCAGCAACCACCAGCAGACUUGCCUGUGUGUUAAUUAGUCACUUUGGACAAUGAUUCUGAAGUUUAAUGUUGUUUAACCCACAUUGAGGAUUUGGGGACUCUUAUAUUGUAUUCUUUGUUGUAUUUGGUUUUGUUUUUGUUUUUGUUUUGGUAUUUGUUUUUCUAAAGCUUGGAAGAAGAAACUUAUUGUACUUUAGAUCAAUGAUCGAACAAAUUUUCAUAACUACUUUGAUUAUAAAGCAAUGACAAGAGCAUUAUUAUUUUGGUAUUA